GACUCUGAUAUGCCACUAUUGCUUGGGAAACCAUAAACACAAAAUAAGCAGAUAUCCUCUUUACCUGCAUCCCUCUGAGCCAACCAGAUGACAGCAAAGACUCUUUCCCAUAACAAACUACCCCUUACAGUAAACAACAGUGUCAGAUGAAAUCCUCACUGCCUUGGAUGAGUUUGUCUUCUCAGACAUGUUUCACUAAAGGAUCAGAAUUUGUUGUGGAUGCGAGGUCGUCUAAUUUUGGGAUUUUGACACAGCUGGAUUCAACAAUGGUUCAAGGUGUUUCUGAGAUCGCUGCAGUGUGUGUUGGCCUGAUCGGGCUGAUCGGUGCGGCCGCGACAACAGGACUGCCCAUGUGGAAGGUGACGGCUUUCAUUGGGGAGAAUAUAAUUGUGAUGGAAACUCGCUGGGAGGGUUUGUGGAUGAACUGCUACCGACAAGCCAACUUCAGGAUGCAGUGUAAGGUAUACGACUCCCUGUUAUUUCUACCCCCAGAGCUUCAAGCUGCCAGAGGUCUGAUGUGCUGCUCUCUGGCCUUGUCUGGACUGGGGCUGCUUGUUGCUCUGGCAGGGAUGCGAUGCACCUCCUGUUUUCAGGGGAAUGAUUGGGCAAAGACCAUUAUCCUAUUGGUUGCAGGGGCUAUGCAGUUCAUGGCCUGCAUCUGUGUCUUUAUCCCCGUGUCAUGGACAGGUCAUGUCAUCAUUAGGGAUUUUUACAAUCCUUUGCUGAUUGAUGCCCAGAGGAGGGAGCUAGGAGAGGCUCUGUACAUCGGCUGGGUGACUGGCGCCUUCCUUUUCGCUUCGGGCGUGUUGUUUCUCUGCCGCCGCAUGCCCUCAGACAAAGGUUCAUUUGACGUAUACCACCCAGCACAUUUACUCGGCUACAAGCCAACACCCAGCAAACCAACUCUGACGAGGUAUCAUCCCAUCUCGAGUGUUCCCAGCCUCCAGUUGAGUGCAUACCACAACUCUCUGCAGAACAAUGGCUCUGCUGGACAACAACUUCCAGUGCCGCUGCAAAACAUCCCUCAUGUGAUGGCAAACGAUGGAGUACUAAUCAACACUCCUGUUGUUUAUAACCCAGGCCCUCCUGAAAAUGCAUCAUUACUAUAUCAAGCCAGCAUGGCUCACCGUUCCUCUGUGCAUAGUUCUAACCAUGUUGGAAGCCUGUAUACUCCAAGAAACUCCUUGUACAUUAGCCAAAACUCAACACCGUAUUCAGUGACUUACACUGGACAUCCCACUGCGUCCUACCAGUCCAGCUUUCAUCCGGUUCCACACACUCCUGUUUUUGUAAGCUAUAAAGCAUCGAGAAUUGAACCAAGGUCUCACAGUGGAAGCAGAGCUGGUGUGUAUAUAUAGAGGUAAAAUCAUGAGGGCAUUUUGUGGCUGAUCAGACUUUACAAACACAAAGCAUCUAUCACACAGCAAGCUAAUUGAGAUGAUGAAAUUGUCAUUUCUGCUCAUAUGAAAUAAUGUGUUCAACUUUUUCUUUUCUACUAAUAAUGUAUUUUUAUCAUUUGUAUUGUGUAAAAAUAUACAGAUAAUAUGAUCAGGCUGAAAAUAACAGCUGUUUGUGUACAUAAAGGUGACACUGCAGUUUUCACUUUCAAAAUGAAGAUUUAUGGGAGAGCAUUUGUUUGGAAAGUCGUAGCCAUGUGUUUUGUAUCCUUAUAACCAUCUGUUCAAUAAUUUCUAAAUUUGUUAUGGUUAUCAUUGUAUGUACUUCAGCAUGAUUUGUCUUUUAAUUAAAAAAAUAUUCCGCUG
Messenger RNA from Acanthochromis polyacanthus (spiny chromis), 1763 nucleotides. RefSeq names its product claudin-8-like. The coding region runs from base 147 to 1358 and encodes 403 amino acids. The transcript has a single exon. Gene Ontology annotation, biological process: bicellular tight junction assembly; cell adhesion. Gene Ontology annotation, molecular function: structural molecule activity. The record is from RefSeq and is a predicted model, not a curated record. Lineage: Eukaryota; Metazoa; Chordata; Actinopteri; Pomacentridae. Gene Ontology annotation, cellular component: bicellular tight junction; plasma membrane.